Molecule: messenger RNA, 1218 nt
Organism: Spodoptera littoralis (African cotton leafworm)
Lineage: Eukaryota; Metazoa; Arthropoda; Insecta; Lepidoptera; Noctuidae
Source: the annotation of a GenBank genome assembly
AUGGCGAGACUCGGAACGAUAUUCCUGUUUAUUGCGGCGUUUAUUUCUCUAAUUUCGGCGCAGUGCAACCACAGGACAGCGGCCCCGUACUUCAAGAGAUCCAUCUACGAGUUUACAUUGGACUUAGUCAAGAGGAUUAACCAAGAAACUGAGAGCCAUUUCGUCGCUUCCGCGUUAUCGCCAUGGACCCUGCUAGCUGGUAUGUCGCUGGGCGCGUCUGACACGACACUGCAGGAAAUAAAAGAAGUACUCCAGAUGCAUCCUCACAAAUGCUUCAACAACAUAUACUUCGACCUCGUAAAACAAGUGACUGCGAAGCCCACCAACCCGACAGCAUGUAUGCUGGAACGCAGCUCCACCAUGUUCUUCGAUGACAGUAUCUUCGUGAAGCCAAAGUUCUUGGACGACGUGUCCAAGGUGGGUAUCUGUGAUGCUAGGAUCGUGUCUUUUGUAGAUACAGUCGAGACAUCCGCGAUUAUUAACGAUCAUGUUCGAAGGGUUACAAAUGAAGCUAUAGACGAAAUUGUUACCCCGAAUGAUUUAGACGGAGUUGUAACAGUUAUGAUUGACGCUCUGUACUUCAAAGGAGCUUGGAAAGUACCUUUCCCUUACGAAGACACUGAAACUAGUGCGUUUUACAAUGAUAGAGGACAGCAGGUUGGGGACGCGUCUCUGAUGUACGUGAGUGGAAGUUUCAAUGUCACGUCAGUUGAACAAAUAAACGCGCGAGUGUUGGAACUCCCGUACGGAGAUGAUAGCAGGUACUCUAUGCUGAUAUUCCUACCAAACGCUAACGUCACCCUUACAAGUAUGAUAGAAGCGAUGAAAUCCAUCAGUAUUAGCUCCAUCUUUAUUUUGUACAACCAGCACAGAGCGACGACUGUCGACGUUCAGAUUCCAAGGUUCAAGAUAUCUUCUGACAUUGACAAUUUGAAGGAGCUCCUCAUUGACAUGGGUAUUCGAAGUGCGUUUGAUUCACAAGCUAACUUCCUUGGUAUAUCUGACUACCAGAUGUACUUGUCGAACUUUAUCCAGAAGGCUGAUAUAGAAGUGACGGAGGAUGGUACGGUGGCGGCGGCUGCUACUGCAGCGUUCUUCGAAGCGAGGAUGUUACCCGACCAGUUUGUUGCUAACAAGCCGUUCUUGUUCAUGAUCGUAGAUAGAGUUUUGCACGUCCCCAUAUUCACGGGAGCUUACUCGAAACCCAGUGUUUUCUGA